Microthlaspi erraticum is the source of this 771-nucleotide messenger RNA. The record is from the annotation of a GenBank genome assembly. Lineage: Eukaryota; Viridiplantae; Streptophyta; Magnoliopsida; Brassicales; Brassicaceae.
AUGGAGAAGCCGUACGGGUACGCGAGCGUGAGCAUGACCGGCGUCGAACGCGCCGGCGGGAAGGAUAUCGAUCUGGAGAUGGGAGUCGGUGAGGCGACGCUUUACCCGGGGCUAAGCUACGGCGAGAAUCAGCUCCGAUGGGGAUUUAUCCGUAAGGUCUAUGGGAUUCUCUCAGCCCAGCUCCUCCUCACCACGCUUAUCUCCGCCGUCGUUGUCCUUAAUCCUCCUGUCAACGAUCUCUUGACCGGAUCUCCCGGCCUUCUUCUCUUCCUCUGCAUCGUCCCCUUCAUCUUAAUCUGGCCUCUGCACAUUUACCACCAGAAGCAUCCUAUCAACCUGAUCCUCCUUGCCCUCUUCACAAUCUCAUUGAGCUUCACUGUUGGUGUCAGUUGUGCUAUGACAGAAGGAAGAAUCGUCCUUCAAGCUUUGAUAUUAACACUGUCUGUGGUCGGAUCUCUAACCGCAUACACUUUCUGGGCUGCAAAGAAAGGCAAAGAUUUCAGCUUCCUUGGACCCAUUCUCUUCACCAGCCUCAUCAUUCUUGUAGUGACCAGCUUCAUCCAGAUGGUCUUCCCGCUUGGCCCGACCUCUGUAGCCGUAUAUGGAGCUUUCAGCGCAUUGGUAUUCUGCGGAUACAUAGUCUACGAUACCGACAAUCUCAUCAAGCGUUUCACAUACGACGAAUACAUUCUCGCGUCGGUGGCUCUCUACUUGGACAUCCUCAAUCUUUUCUUGACCAUAUUGCGUAUCCUGAGGCAAGGUGACAACUGA